Leishmania braziliensis MHOM/BR/75/M2904 is the source of this 1608-nucleotide messenger RNA. RefSeq lists its product as hypothetical. The coding region runs from base 1 to 1608 and encodes 535 amino acids. The record is from RefSeq and is a predicted model, not a curated record. The transcript has a single exon. NCBI's taxonomy places the organism in Eukaryota, Euglenozoa, Kinetoplastea, Trypanosomatida, Trypanosomatidae.
AUGGCGAUUAUCGCUCAGAGCUUCUCGGACCACUACGCGGAGCUUGUCACUCGCGUGCCGACCUACACGGAGUUGUUGCUUCAUGUGCAGCGGCGAGAGGUCGGCGAGCGCAAGGCGCUUGAGGAGAGGUGCCGAAUGGCCUUCCAAGAUGUCCUUCACGUCGCUGCGGUGAUGAUCGCCGACAACAAAGCACUUGCGAGGGGAGGUGUGCUGGCUCGCCGAAAUCGCUUUGAAUUGGCGCUCUACAAAAAGGAGACGUCUGUGUGGUUCGAGGCAGUGCCGCCGCGGCAGGUGGCCCUGCCCACAGGUCGCCCGUUUCGCGCUUUUCCAUACGCUGCCUUUGCGGAGCUGCAGCAAGAGGAGCGGGAGCUGCGGCAGUGGAGCUACGGUGUGGAGCGUCGCCUUCGCGAGCACAUCGAAGAAGUGUGCAGCCGUACGUGGUUUUUCCUCAACCUUCUAAAGGACACGAUGGCGAGGGAAACCUUGUCCCGGCAGCGACUGGAGUACGAGGAGGAUGAAGUCUUCACUUCAGUCAAGCAGCGCUUUUUCCGUGCAGUGCCUGCUGACUACUACCGCCACCUCGUGAUCACACGCUACGGCCCAACGACCCCUGCGGUAGAGCCGGUGAGGGACCUGGGCUUUGAGGAGAUUGAAGAGGAUGCACGCGCCAUGCUCAUGGCGGAGGAGGAGGCUUCUCGAGCGUCUGUGUUUCAGUAUCUGCAAGGCGUGUACGCCAUGCAGCUCUUUGCGCUGAACCACUGCGAGGUCAUCAGCCGCUACGAGCUGGAAGAGGAGGAACGCAACACGCUCUUUCCACUUGUCGCGCAGUGCUGCCGCGAUGACUUUGGCAUUCUAUUUUACUAUGUCCCUGCACUUGCGCUGCAUUUCAGCUCGUCGCAGCCGUGCAUGCGUGCGCUCUGUCUUGCCCAGCUGCAAGAGGCGCCGAGGCGGACGGCGGCCGUCAAGGCGCGCUUCUCCUGGGUACCUGCCCACACGCUCGCCGGUGUGGACAGCGAUCUCGACGACCAGGCAGCUCGGGACGAGAUGGACGAGGGUAUGGAGGUAGGGGCGGAGGUGACCGACGACAACACAGGCGGCUACGACGAUUCCAUCAAUUCACCGUCGCCGCCGCUGGAGAGGAUGGUGACUGCACCUGGGACUUCUUCCGUGGUGUUCGAGCCGGAGAUUGGCACCUCAGAGGCAUCUGGGCUGGAGACACGGCAGGAGAAAUUGGAGAUGGCGACACCGCCGACGGCGGAGGAUGUUGUCGUACCGUGCGCUGACGAGGAGCCGACGCCGGUCACAGUGGUGAGUGUAACACCGGGGGCGGAUGACGCCCCGCAGCACGUGCUCUAUGCAUACACGACUGAGGAGGUCAUCAUGCCUGUGCUCUACGCCUAUGAGAAGAUGGAGGCACAAUUACCUGUCACCUACACGUACGAAGAGGCUCAGGCAGUGCCGGAGGAUGCUUUCACUGCUGCUUCCUCUCACGAGAGCUCCACGUGCAUACUAACGCCGCAGCCACCGCAGUGCGCUAUCUACACCAAUUUCGAAGUGUUUCCUGGUGACCCGUUCGCCUGGUCUCCUCAGAACGGAAAGAAGUCGUAG